UCGUGGUGCAGUGCGGUGCUCUAAGAUAAGAUAACCUUUUCAAUAAAGUGAUAGUAAUAGUGAUUGUAUUCCAUUAUUCGUUGCGAUUACUGAAAAUGUAGACGUAAAGUAUACGUAACGUGAAGUAUAUAUUUUCAGUAUUCACACUGAAUAAUGGAAUGUAGCCAGUAGCCAGUGGUUAUAUUCGGACGAAUAUUUUCAAACUUAUUUUCGUUUUUCUAAUUAUGUUAUGUUUUUAGACGCAUAUCAAAGGCAGAGAGAAAGAGAGAUAAGGACGGAAAGAGCAGGAGGGAGAGAGAAAGACAGAGAGAGGCAGAGAGAGAGAGAGAGAGAGAGAGAGAGCGCAACCAUUCGGCGAGAUGCCUCGACCACCUGAUGCGGUGGAAAAACGUUGGUUGUCAUUAAGAGAUAUGUUCAGUAGAGAAGCUAGAAAAAAGUUAUUGCCAUCGGGAUCAGGUUAUCAACCUAAAAAAGAAUGGGAACUAUACAAAAUGAUGCUUUUCUUAUCUCCUCAUAUAGCACACAGACGAACAAAAACGUCACUACCAUGCCGAUUGAGUUGUUUAGUACCCUCGGAGACUGAAAUAAAUAAUUCUUCAAGUUUUGAUGGAUCUGUUCCUUCUCCAAUAGCAGACUAUGACAAUAUUGAAAGUGAGAAAGAAAAUAACAUACCAAACGAAAAUGAAGUGAUUAUAACAGUUGAUUAUCAAUCUGAAUCAAGUCGUCCUCCUAGUGUAUUAUCUAGCUUUUCCUGCAGCAGUAAUUCAUCUAACAUAUCUAAGAUACACUUUCCGAGAACAUCAAAUUUUGGUACACAGAAUGCAAUAAGUUCUCCAUUUAAGAAUAUAAAAAGUGUUACGCCUGAAUUGGAUACUUUUGCAAAACGUCGAAAACAAAAGGAUCUACUAAUUGACCAACAAUUAUCCGAAGCGUCUUCUGCAAUAUCUCAUGCUGUACAAUCAAUUUCAUCUUAUGUGUUAAACGAAAAUAAAAGUGGUUACAUGUUAGCUAUAGAAGAAGGUAUAAAAUAUAUUCCUGAUAAACAUAAAACUCAGUAUUUCAUAGAUUACAGAUAA
Mycetomoellerius zeteki is the source of this 1076-nucleotide messenger RNA. RefSeq lists its product as uncharacterized. The record is from RefSeq and is a predicted model, not a curated record. The transcript is spliced from 4 exons. NCBI's taxonomy places the organism in Eukaryota, Metazoa, Arthropoda, Insecta, Hymenoptera, Formicidae. Gene Ontology annotation, biological process: regulation of transcription by RNA polymerase II. Gene Ontology annotation, cellular component: transcription regulator complex; nucleus. Bases 360 to 1076 code for a protein of 238 amino acids.